This is a messenger RNA of Recurvomyces mirabilis, 654 nucleotides long. RefSeq lists its product as uncharacterized. The coding region runs from base 1 to 654 and encodes 217 amino acids. The record is from RefSeq and is a predicted model, not a curated record. The transcript has a single exon. NCBI's taxonomy places the organism in Eukaryota, Fungi, Ascomycota, Dothideomycetes, Mycosphaerellales, Teratosphaeriaceae.
AUGUCCACCCCCAAAUGGCAUGCAGCCAACGGCGCCACCGCCCCGUCCUCACCCUCGGCCAACAUGGAAAUAACCGCCUACCCAACAACCGACAUCUGGCGCCGCGACGCCACCCCAGCCGGCGACGUCUUCAACGCCCCCUACAUUUACAUAACCACGACCUCGAAAAACUUCAAACGCCUGGCAACCACAGUCACCGUCCCCUGGAAAACCCAAUUCGAUCAGGGAGGUCUCUUGAUUUCAUUCCCUAAUACAGCCUCAUCGGAGCCAGAUAAAGCAUGUCGCUGGAUCAAAGCCGGGAUCGAGCUUUUCGAGGGUAAACCCGCUUUAGGUGUCGUAGGCACCGAUAGGUUUUCUGAUUGGAGUUUGGCGCCUAUGCCACGUGGGGCUGGGGGUGAGGAGGGGGAUCAGAGGACUGCGAGAUUCGAGGCUGUGAGGGAUGGGACGACGUUGUGGGUUUAUGUUGUUGUUGGUGGGGAGAGGCAGGCCUUGAGGGAGGUCAAGUGGGCUUUUUUGGAUGAAGGGGAGGAUGGGAAUGGGGUGGAGAUGAAGCUUGGGGUCUAUGCUGCUAAGCCUACGCCUAAUAUGGGGGAUGAGAGGGCGGGGGUGGAGGUUAGUUUUGAGGGGUUGGAGGCGGAGAUUGAGGGUGCUUGA